Messenger RNA from Ilex paraguariensis (yerba mate), 825 nucleotides. The record is from the annotation of a GenBank genome assembly. NCBI's taxonomy places the organism in Eukaryota, Viridiplantae, Streptophyta, Magnoliopsida, Aquifoliales, Aquifoliaceae.
AUGGCUGCUGGUUAUGGGGACCGAUCCUUGAAGGAGACUCCAACGUGGGCUGUUGCCCUAGUCUGUACUGUUUUUGUGAUUAUUUCUAUUCUUAUUGAACAUGGGAUUCAUAAGCUUGGAAAGUGGUUUCAGAAGCGCCAGAAGAAAGCCAUGAUAGAGGCUUUGGAGAAGAUUAAAGCUGAGUUGAUGCUACUAGGCUUCAUAUCUCUACUUAUUACUGUUGGAACAAAACCAAUCUCUAAGAUAUGUAUUCCAACCAAAGCUGGGGACAUUAUGCUUCCAUGCAAGAAAGAGUACAAGGAGGACUACGACAAAGACAAAGACAAAGACAAAGGCAAUGGCAAUGAUAGAAGACAAUUAUUGUGGUAUGCCGGAGAUGCUAUAACGCGGCGAGUUCUUGCUGCUGUGGGUGGCGAUGACUACUGCACUAGCAAAGGCAAAGUAGCAUUGAUUUCUCAAUCAGGCGUGCACCAACUUCAUAUCUUCAUAUUUGUGCUCGCCAUUUUCCAUGUUCUCUACAGUGUGCUCACCGUGGCUCUAGCAAAAGCCAAAAUGAAGAAAUGGCAGGCAUGGGAACAAGAAACGGAUUCCUUGGAAUAUCAGUUUACAAAUGGUAAUCAUCGUUCUUGUUUGGUUUUAUUUCUUUGCUUUGCUCGGGAAAUAAAAAUAUCUGAAUUUGAUGUUCUUGUUUCGAAAGACCCUUCAAGAUUUAGGUUGGCUCAUCAAACCUCCUUCGUUCGGCGCCACAGUGGAAUUUCAAGAAUGCCAGGAGUUCGAUGGAUUGUAAGAUGCAAUCUUCUUAAUAUAUUACCCGCUGAUCGAUAA